Molecule: messenger RNA, 457 nt
Organism: Papilio machaon (common yellow swallowtail)
Lineage: Eukaryota; Metazoa; Arthropoda; Insecta; Lepidoptera; Papilionidae
Exons: 4
Coding region: 16-354 (112 amino acids)
Source: RefSeq, a predicted model, not a curated record
GAACCCACUGGAAAAAUGAAGUCGGCAGUCAUUUUCUGCAUUUUCGUAGCUGGAUGCAAUGCUUGGAUGGACAGACCACAGGCAUUCGGUUCACAAAGGUGCGUUAACAUGUGGGAUGAAGGCUGCAUCAACGGUCAAUUGCCAGGAUCUGGAGGCGAUGAUGACUACCUUAACGGUGGAUUCAAUCCAGGCAAACGCUGCAUUAACAUGUGGGACGAAGGAUGUAUCAAUGGUCCACUCGGAGGUUCUGGCAGCGACGACGACUAUCUAAACGGCGGAUUUACCCCCGGCAAGAGAUCUCUGUACGAACGCCUUCAAAAACUGCGAAAGUAUCAAAAACAUCAAAAUGUUUGAAUCCAUUUUUAAUUAUUUCAACUAUUUAUUUAAAUCACCAUUAAUAAUUUACAAUCUAGUCUCAUCAUAAUGCUUCUGUGCCCUGUUUAUUUUAUAAAUACAU